This is a messenger RNA of Oppia nitens, 3524 nucleotides long. RefSeq names its product copper-transporting ATPase 1-like. Gene Ontology annotation, molecular function: ATP binding; copper ion binding; P-type divalent copper transporter activity. Lineage: Eukaryota; Metazoa; Arthropoda; Arachnida; Sarcoptiformes; Oppiidae. The coding region runs from base 291 to 3422 and encodes 1043 amino acids. Gene Ontology annotation, cellular component: perinuclear region of cytoplasm; trans-Golgi network; membrane. The record is from RefSeq and is a predicted model, not a curated record. Gene Ontology annotation, biological process: copper ion homeostasis; monoatomic cation transport. The transcript is spliced from 2 exons.
UAUAUCAAACAGUAGUUGUUUAUACUUGUGAUAUGUAUUUUUAGUGUAUGUAUAGGUAUACUACAGUACAGUAUAUAUAUAUAGAAUAUUAUCUAUAGUUUUUUGGUAUGAGUUAAUUGCUGUUCGAAAAGAGUAUAAUUAGUUUUAGAGUGCAUUUACUGCUAAUUAACUGUAAAUUAAUUGAAUGAAUGCACAAAACGAUUGUAUGAAUGAUAUGAUAUAAUCAUAAUAUGAGUGAACCGUUAAAUGUGUUGAUAUUAUUGACUAACACUUGAAGUCAAAGCAAACAAAUGUCGAGUAAAUCAAUGAUGGGUUCAAUGAAUGUCCAAAUGAGUGACAAUGAAGUGGACAGAUGUGUGAUUCGGGUGUCGGGAAUGACGUGUGCUUCGUGUGUGGCCAACAUUGAGCGGCAUCUGAACCGAGUGGACGGUAUUCACGGCGUUUUGGUGGCACUUCUCAGUCAAAAAGCUGAAGUCAAGUACGACGCGGCGUAUCUGAUGCCACAACAGAUCGCUAACAUCAUCACCGAAAUGGGAUACCCGGCCGUUGUGGCCGACGGCUAUGAGGCCAACGAUGGCGAACUCGAACUCCGGAUACAUGGCAUGACCUGUUCGUCGUGUGUCAACACAAUUGAGACCAAUAUCGGCAAACUUCCCGGUAUUAAGAGCGCUGUGGUGUCGUUGUCCACAAAUGUCGGUCGCUUUGUGUUUGAUUCAGAAGUGACGGGUCCGCGAACUAUAGCCGAUGCAGUCAGUGAUAUGGGCUUUGAUUGCUAUCCAAUAACAUCGCUAUCUAUGAGUAAUGCCUCGUAUUUGUCUCAAAUCUGUGAAGUGAAGAAAUGGCGAAACUCUUUCUUCUUUUCGCUGUUGUUUGGCGUCCCGUCGAUGAUAGUUAUGAUGUAUUUUAUGCAUCAAAUGCCUGCCAGUGGUGAACAUCAUGAAAGCAUGUCUACUCAAUACAACCUAUUGCCCGGACUAUCGGCUGAAAACUUUUUUCUUUUUUUGUUGGCCACUCCGGUUCAGUUCAUCGGUGGCCGUUAUUUUUAUAUUCAAGCAUUUAAGGCACUGAAGCAUCGGAUGGCAAACAUGGAUGUACUCAUAAUGUUAGCCACAAAUAUAGCCUACUUUUAUAGCGUUUCAAUACUCAUAUACUUCAUAUCUGUCGGUGCGGAACAUAGUCCGCGCACUUUCUUUGAGACGCCACCUAUGCUUUUGGUGUUCAUAUCAUUAGGUCGUUGGUUGGAACACAUAGCUAAAGGCAAAACAUCUGAAGCGUUGGCCAAACUCAUGUCACUUCAGGCCACCGAAGCUAUUCUAGUCGAAUGGGAUCAUAAUCUCAAUAGAACUAUAACAGAGAAGUCCAUUGAUGUCGAACUCGUCCAAAGAGGAGACUAUCUUAAGGUAAUUCCCGGAGCGAAGAUACCAGUUGAUGGACGUGUCGUAUACGGACAUUCAAUGGCUGACGAGAGUCUAAUAACAGGUGAAUCACUACCAGUUGCUAAACGGGUCGGCUCUCAAGUUAUCGGUGGAUCAAUCAAUCAAAACGGUAUGAUUGUUAUUUGUGCCACACAUGUAGGAAAAGAUACAGCUCUCUCGCAAAUUGUAAAACUCAUUGAAGAGGCGCAAACAUCGAAAGCACCGAUACAACAGUUGGCCGAUAAGAUUGCCGGCUAUUUUGUUCCCGGAGUGCUUCUCGUGUCUAUUACGACACUCAUCUCAUGGAUUGUUGUCGGCUAUAACUAUCCUGAGAUCAUAACAGCAUAUCAUUUACACGAUACUGAAGAUGGCUUUUCAAAACAUGAAAUUAUCAUUCAAUUUGCCUUUCAAUGUGCUUUAACUGUACUGUCUAUAGCCUGUCCCUGUUCUCUGGGUUUGGCUACACCAACAGCAGUCAUGGUUGGAACGGGUGUCGGAGCUCUCAAUGGAAUACUUAUAAAAGGCGCCGAACCGCUGGAAUCGGCUCAUAAAGUCAAAUGUGUUGUCUUUGAUAAAACUGGAACAAUAACUUACGGCACUCCUGUUGUCACCAAAAUUAUCUUAUUUGAUGUCAUUAAAGAUGAACCGACUUCUUGUUUACGAUAUUUGAAGACAUUAUUGGCAAUUGUGGGAACAGCUGAAAACAGCUCUGAACAUCCAAUUGCUAACGCUAUUUGUAAUUACAUUAAAAAAGCUCUUGAAAUUGAUGUCUUUGGGACGUGUGAUGACUUUGUCUCAGUUCCUGGAUUUGGUCUCCAAUGUCUUGUAUCUAAUAUUGAUGACUCAAUUGUUAAUUCUGAUAAUAAGAAUUUGAUGAAUGAAUUGAAGUCAUACUCAAAAUUAAAUCCCGACGCAGAAGUAAUACAAUUUAAUGAAAUUGAUAUAGAAUUUCAUAAAACAAAUAUCAAAAUAAUUGACACUUCAGACACUGAUAAAGCCUACGAUUUAAACUCAAAUAAUAAGUUUCGUGUUUUAGUUGGUAAUAGAGAAUGGAUGACACGGAAUGAAUUGAAUGUAACUCAAGAGAUCAAUGAAUUGCUUAUGCAAUACGAGAUUUGUGGACAAACGGCAAUUCUUUGUGCUGUCAAUGGAAGUCUUAGAUGUAUAAUAUCAGUGGCGGAUACAGUGAAACCUGAGGCACAUUUAGCCGUUUAUUCACUUAAAAUGUUAGGACUGGACGUUGUAUUACUUACCGGAGACAACAAAAAGACUGCGGCAGCCAUUGCUAAACAGGUUGGCAUAAAUCGUGUGUUCGCUGAAGUGUUGCCCUCACAUAAAGUUAAGAAAAUAAGACAACUGCAGUCAAAAGGGAUCAAAGUAGCGAUGGUUGGCGAUGGUGUCAAUGACUCGCCUGCAUUAGCUCAGGCAAACAUUGGCAUUGCUAUCGCUAAUGGAACCGAUGUGGCCAUCGAAGCUGCCGAUGUCGUACUCGUCAGAAAUGAUUUACUCGAUGUCUACGGAGCUAUUGAUUUGUCCCGACGGACAGUACAGAGAAUUCGUCUGAAUUUUAUGUUUGCCAGUGUUUACAAUGUUUUAGGUAUUCCUAUGGCUGCCGGUGUUUUCCUUCCCUGGGGUAUUGUACUUAAGCCAUGGAUGGGAUCGGCAGCAAUGGCUUUAUCAUCGGUAUCAGUGGUGGCCUCUUCACUGUUGCUUAAAUUGUAUCGAAAGCCUACUCGAGAAACAUUGCAAACACCAGAAUAUCUGGAAUAUGAGAGAAAAUCUCGAUAUUAUAAAAGUGAUUCAGAUUUUGACAAUAUUUCCAUUCAUCGAGGACUAGACGAUACAAAUAUUCCGGAGCCCAAGGGAUCAAUAAUUAGUGAUAAUUUAAGUAAAGUGUUGAAUAUGAUGCCCGUCUCAUCCAAAGCUAUCAUUAAAAUUGAUAAAAGUUGUCAACCAUUGCUUGACACUAAUGAUAAUACUAAUUAUGAAAUGAAUCAACUCGUCUAACAUUAGCAGUCAAUUAAAGUCAAUUAAAUAUUAUAUUGUGAUUUAAAUGUUACAAGUUGUCAAUUUUAAAUUUUAUUAACAUAUUUAUAUAUUUUUAACAUG